This is a messenger RNA of Sodiomyces alkalinus F11, 2366 nucleotides long. RefSeq names its product Sac2 family protein. Lineage: Eukaryota; Fungi; Ascomycota; Sordariomycetes; Glomerellales; Plectosphaerellaceae. The transcript is spliced from 2 exons. The record is from RefSeq and is a predicted model, not a curated record. Bases 36 to 2039 code for a protein of 667 amino acids. Gene Ontology annotation, biological process: retrograde transport, endosome to Golgi; endocytic recycling; Golgi to vacuole transport. Gene Ontology annotation, molecular function: syntaxin binding. Gene Ontology annotation, cellular component: GARP complex.
UUCUGGUCCAACCACUUCCUUGCGCGAGUUUCACGAUGUGGCUUGACAGGUUUGGCGGACAAUCGCAGCCAUCGCCGUCCCCUCCACCAUCGCAACCUGCCAGCCGAUCGUUCUCGCCUCUACCCAGAAGAACCUCGACUAGUUUCAGUCCUUAUGUGACCUCACAACGACCAGCAAACACUCCCCGAGGGUCUAACAUAUCACUCGUAUCUAACGACUCUUCCACCUCCCUCCUAGCUUCGUCUCGCCGAGCCAAUGGUUCUACUUUAAAACAGUCCCACACACCAUAUUCUGGGCCGGAUCCUGUCGAAAUUCUAUCAAAGGUGCUGGGUAGAGAUGAUUCACGGAACGGCAAUACCACGAAGGAGGAGACCUCCAUAACGACAAAGGAUUUGGAUCUUGACUGGGAUUUUGGAGGCACAUCCUUGCGAGAUUUUGCCAGUACCGACGACGAGGAAGGCCCCGGCCCAACGCGGCGACAGACCGUCGAAGAGUACGAGAAAGACAAGUCCAAAUUCGAAGAUUUGCAUCGCUCGAUAACGGCAUGCGAUGGUGUCCUCGAUUCCGUCGAGACGAACCUCACAGACUUCCGCAACGAUCUUGCCGCGGUAUCAGCCGACAUCGAAUUCCUCCAGUCAAGGUCGACAGCGCUCACAGUUCGACUAGAGAACCGCAAAGCUGUAGAGAAGGCUUUGGGCCCAGUUGUGGAGGAGCUGAGCCUACCCCCUGCGGUUGUGUCGAAGAUUUCCGAAGGUCACAUCGACGAAUCAUGGGUCAAAACGCUGGGAGAGAUUGACAAGAGGGCAAACGCCUACAGCAAUAGCGCGUCGAGUUCGCGGCAGAGCAAAGCCUCGGCUGACCUAGGCCCUUUGUUAGAAAGACUCGUCAUGAAGGCCGUUGAAAGGAUACGGGAUUUCAUUGUGGCCCAAAUCAAGGCGCUCAGGUCUCCUCACAUAAAUGCCCAGAUCAUCCAGCAGCAGAACUUUCUUAGGUUCAAGGAGUUAUACGCAUUUCUGCACCGGCAUCAUGCCACUCUAGCCGGGGAGAUCUGCCAGGCUUACAUGAACACCAUGAGAUGGUACUAUCUCAACCAGUUCACUCGAUACGAGAAAGCGUUGCAACAACUCAAACUCCACAUCCUGGAUAAGAACGAUGUGUUGGGGCAUGAUGAUACGACGCGCAAGUCAUCGGUUCUCUCCGUCUCCAAAGGACCUGGUCCACCCCACGAUGCCUUCAACCUUGGACGCCGGAUCGACCUUCUAAAAGUCAACAGCCAAGCGGCCAUCUCCUCAUAUCUUGCGGAGGAGGACUCAUCGACACACUAUUUUGAAGUCCCAUUCCGUAACUUCAACUUGGCACUCGUCGACAACGCCACUGCCGAGUACACGUUUCUAGCAGGAUACUUUUCGCCGCCCCUCAGCAUGGCCACCAUUUCUCGGCAUUUCAACUACAUCUUUGAGCCAACCUUUGCCCUAGGACAAGCUCUCACGAAGACUCUGGCGGGAGACACCUACGAUGCGCUGGGUCUUCUGCUCAGUAUCCGCAUCAACCAGCAGCUGGCCUUCCAGCUGCAGCGCCGAAAAGUACCCGCCAUGGACGGAUACAUCAACGGCACGAGCAUGCUCCUCUGGCCCCGGCUUCAGGUUGUCAUGGACCACCACUGCGAGUCCGUUCGCCAGCAGACCAACGCUCUGCCCUCGCGUCCUGCCCGGUCCAGCGAUCACGCCAAGUUUUCGGCCGCGCCCCAUGUCAUGACGCAGCGGUUCGGCCAGCUUCUACAGGGAGUUUUGGCCCUCAGCACCGAUGCCGGCGACGACGAGCCCGUGGUGACCAGCCUACGUCGGUUGCAGUCUGAAAUUGAGGCGUUCCUGACCCGGUAUAGCCAGGCUUACGCCGGCGACAAGCGCAAGCGCGAUCGCUUCUUGUACAAUAACUACUCGCUCAUCCUAACCAUUAUAAGUGACGUGAGUGGGAAGCUGGCGGCGGAGCUCCAGGAACAAUUCGAGGUCCUCAAAACGGCUUUUCAAGAGGGGGCUUGAACCGGAAGCCACCUGAUGUUCAAUGAGGAUGCUGUCGAAGUAAAUCGGGGGUUGGUUCUUUUUGCAGGCGGGGCGUUCCGGGGCGGACUUUAAUGCACGGCACACAUUUGAAGUAUGCCGUCUUAUCUUUAACAAAGUGAAUUUUGUUUUCCUGUUUUCUGCAUUUAAAGAUGCAUGGGCAUGGUUUCAUGGUCUUGGGUCGAAUAACACGAUUGAAAGUGUCGAGGAAUUGAAGAUUUUACUCGACAGUCUGUUGUUCACGCGGUGAUCUACGGCUUCUUUGUGUGAUGGCUACAUCGUGCGUUUAAAAGUCUAAUUAAAUCAUAA